AAAGAUAAAAGAGAAGCUAUGAAGUUUGGUAAGAGUCUGAGCAAUCAGAUCGAGCAGACACUUCCUGAAUGGCAAGACAAGUUCUUAUCUUACAAAGAGCUCAAGAAACGACUCAAACUCAUCCCUUCCAAAACCGGUGAUCGUCCCGCUAAACGUCUCCGUUUUGAUGAUGAGUUUUCCGUCGGAAUGUCCAAAGAAGAGAUCAAUUUCAUCCAAUUGCUUGAAGACGAGUUGGAGAAAUUCAACAAUUUCUUCGUUGAGAAAGAGGAAGAAUAUAUCAUCAGGUUAAAGGAAUUUCGAGAUAGAAUUGCGAAAGCUAAGGAUUCAAUGGAGAAGAUGAUAACAAUCAGAAAGGAGAUUGUUGAUUUCCAUGGAGAAAUGGUUCUUCUUGAGAAUUACAGUGCCCUUAAUUACACUGGAUUGGUUAAGAUACUGAAGAAGUAUGACAAAAGAACUGGUGAUCUCAUGCGUUUACCCUUUAUCCAGAAAGUUCUUCAACAACCCUUUUACACUACAGACUUAUUGUACAAGCUCGUCAAGGAAUCUGAAGCAAUGCUUGAUCAGUUCUUCCCUGCUAACGAACCGGAGUCUGAGGUUAUCCAAGCAGAGCUCUCAGAGCACAAGUUCAUGGAGAGCCUCCAUAUGAAGAGUACAAUCGCUGCUUUGCGGGUUUUGAAGGAGAUCAGAAGCGGAAGUUCUACUGUAAGCGUGUUUUCAUUGCCGCCUCUUCAAUUAAACGGGUUAGACGAGACUUGGAAGAAGAUUCCGUUGUUGGAGCAAGAAGCCAAGUAGAGAGGGAGGCACACUCGCUCUUUUCCACUUUUUUAUUAUACAUUAGAAGAAGCUAACAGAUUAAACAAGACAUUAUCAUCAAUGUACACAAAAAAGGCAGAAGAAACGAUAGGAUGUUUUUCUGGACAUCAUCUUUGGUCGGUCAUAAGUCCUUAGGUUACACAACUGCAAUGUAACUUUGUUUCUGUGUUGGGUGUAGUAGUUGAUGUAAUAUACCAUCACUUAAGAU
Arabidopsis arenosa is the source of this 1021-nucleotide messenger RNA. The record is from the annotation of a GenBank genome assembly. NCBI's taxonomy places the organism in Eukaryota, Viridiplantae, Streptophyta, Magnoliopsida, Brassicales, Brassicaceae.